AUGUUCGCUUUUGUCCCUGAAUCUCCCGUCUACCUGAUUAAUCAAGGCCGACUCGACCAAGCGAAGAAGUCUCUGCAUACUCUCCAUGGGAAAUAUAACUUUAUCGAUGCGCGAUCCGCUCAUCUGAUGCACGUCAUUCGACACGAAAACUCUGGCAACCAGAUUGGGGCUGGAAACUACAUUGAUUGUUUCAAAGAAACAAAUCUCAGGCGCACAUUGACCGUCGUUUUUGUCCUUGGUGGUCUAAAUAUCUACGGCGCUCAGCUUCUUGUCCAAAACAUUUACUUCUUGCUCAUUGCCGGCCUUCCAUUUGUCCAUAUUCUCGACAUUGGAAUUGGCGGUAUGGGACUUGGCCUCUUCUUCACUGUAGCUAGUCGCGAUGGAGAAGCUCGGCCGCCGUCUCAUCUUCCUGUCUGGCCCCUUCUUAUCCGGAAUUUCCUACUUGUUGUGGGUGGGUUGUAUUACGCCCCCGGCUUGGGUCCUAUCUGGGCUGUGGCUAUCAUUCUCAACUUCCUCAUUGCUUGGGGAGUGUUGUCUUUCAUGUCUGUCGGGUGGGCUACUGGCGCGGAACUUUCCUCCCACAAGUUGCGAGCUAAGACACAGUCCCUUGCUGUCAUCUCUAGUGCUUACUUUGCUUGGUUCUUUUCUUUUAUUACACCAUUCAGGUAUAGUGUGGACUCUGGAAACCUGGGGGCAAGGACUGGAUUUAUCUUUACGGGUCUUUGCACCAUAUACGUGGUUAUGGCGUACUUUGUUGUGCCUGAAGCAGUGGUCCAAGUUCGCCUAGUUGGACUGGAUGCAUGA
This is a messenger RNA of Ilyonectria robusta, 804 nucleotides long. RefSeq lists its product as uncharacterized. The transcript has 2 exons. Gene Ontology annotation, molecular function: carbohydrate:proton symporter activity. NCBI's taxonomy places the organism in Eukaryota, Fungi, Ascomycota, Sordariomycetes, Hypocreales, Nectriaceae. Gene Ontology annotation, biological process: carbohydrate transport; transmembrane transport. Bases 1 to 804 code for a protein of 267 amino acids. Gene Ontology annotation, cellular component: membrane. The record is from RefSeq and is a predicted model, not a curated record.